This is a messenger RNA of Orussus abietinus, 2271 nucleotides long. RefSeq lists its product as uncharacterized. Lineage: Eukaryota; Metazoa; Arthropoda; Insecta; Hymenoptera; Orussidae. The transcript has 8 exons. The record is from RefSeq and is a predicted model, not a curated record. Bases 141 to 2180 code for a protein of 679 amino acids.
CCAAGCUGUUCUCAAAUUUUCUUUACCUAUUUAAUCUGUCUCCGCUAAUUCAAGGUCAAUGUCAACUCGUGAAGACGCUGAACGAUUUAGGGAUUUCGGCAACGAUCAAGGCCUUAAAGGACCACUCGAACUUGAAGGCGAUGCUGAGCUCGACUUUCUGGAAAGUGGGACUCUUCGUGGACUCCCGGUGCUCUGUCGAAAGUACCUCCUUUAUCUUAACCGAGGCUGGAAAAUACGGCAUGUACGGCGAGCUGCAUAAAUGGCUGAUCCUGGGAGCAGAUUUAAACGCUCUCUUGCAACCCAUAAACGAUGAUGCCUUCGGCUUUCUCACCGAUUUCGUGGUGGCGGAAGUAACGGGCAAUAAAUCCACGUUAUACGACAUUUAUAAUCCUCACAAAGCUCGAGGUGGUACCUUGAACACGACAAAACUGGGUUCUUGGACGCAGGGAGAAGGGCUGACCGUCGACCUGGUCCAGGAAAAGUUCCCAAGAAGAGCUAAUCUUCACGGCAUGAAGCUGAAAGUCACCAGCAUCACCCAGUACAGGCCGAACGACACGAAGCUGGAGGACUACCUUGAAGAUUAUACAACACGGUCUCGAGACAGAAUUUCCAAGUACACUUAUGCGAUCCUCCGAGACAUCGCCGAUCUCUUUAACUUUACAAUGGAGAUAUCGGAGGUCGGCAUGUGGGACAAGAUCCAGCCGAAUGGUUCUCACAGUGGCCUGAUGGGAGCUUUGCAAAGAGGAGAAGCAGACUUCGGAGGUUGCACAGCAGUCAUGACCGCGGAAAGGCUCGGCCUCGGGAAAAUCAUCGGUCCAGCCUGGCCAUUUCGAACGUGCUUCAUGUUCCGUUCGACGCCGACCAAACUAAGAAACGAGCUCUGGCGAGCCCUGUCUCCGGAAUCCUGGUACUCCGUCCUCCUGUUGUCAGCCUUUACCAUUUUGAUCUUCGGUCUGGUAUUAAUAUCCGAAAGUGCAGACCACUGGUUGCAGAUAUGUACGGAUGCCUCGAUGCUGACGAUCGGGUCUCUGUGCCAGCAAGGUUCUUCAUAUAUCCCUAGUCGAGCAGCUGGUCGAAUCGCGUUUCUUCACCUUCUCGUCUUCAGUUUGAUGAUGUACAAUUACUAUUCAGCGAGUAUCGUCUCGGCACGCCUAAGCGAGCCCUUGGAUAAGAUGAACGAUUCCCUGAGUCAAUUAGCUAAAAGCUCGUUCGGCAUCGCAGCUGAGCCAAUUCCAUACACCGACUUCCUCUUGACGGUAAAACGUGCAACUCCACCUGAAAAAUCCUUAAAUAUCAUGAAUUAUAAUUGGAUCGAUUCCGAAUCAAGUGAGGAGCACAUCUCGCUAGCUAAAUCUCUUAACGUACCACGAACAAUAUCGCGGAACGCUUUGGCGUCGACGCGUUUCCUGGACGGGGUGUCCCAAUGUCGAAUAUUUCCAAAGACAUCGCCCGACUGGGAGGUGAGGACAUUUUAUAGGAAACGCUGGGCGAAUUUGCCGGACUCGAAGAGGUAUCUGCCCCUGGAGGAAGGUAUCAAAAGGAUGUCCGAAGGCAACUUCGCGUAUCACACCGACCCGAACAACGGGUACCCCUUCGUGGAGAAGUUCUUCGACGACAAGAUGAUCUGCGAACUGACGGAGGUUCAUUUAUUUCAACCCACCAUGAUGGCUCUUUGGGCAAGUUACGAAAGCCCUUUGGUGGAGAUGGCGAAAGUCGGAUUGGCAAAACUUACCAAUAUGGGAUUAAGAGUACGCCAGGUGAAGCGAUGGAGCUCUAGAAGGCCUCACUGUGAAGCUGGGUCCUUGACCUUGAAGAGCAUUACCAUUUUCGAGACAGCUCCUGCCUUGAUAGUCCUACUCGUGGGGUCCAUUCUGGCGACUGGGAUCUGUUUCAUGGAAAUAAUCGUCUUCAAUCGACUUAAAGGGUACCGAGAAGAGAAUUUCAAUGGCGUUCCUCGCUCUUUCAGGGAAAAAUGGUCACGGAUGGUCUUACGAUUUCAGAGCACGAGAAUCUUACGUGAAGAGGGCCAAGGCUGGCGGAAGGAAGAUAAAGCUAAACUCGCUUCGACUAUUCGACUCUGUCCCGCGGCGCGGAUAAAAAGGAAUUCCCGUAGAAUAAGAUUUCUUUUUUUUUUUCUUCAAGCCUUACUUUCUAUUAUCACGAGCCAUUGCACGGAGUGAAAUAGCCAAUAGAGUUUCCGUUUAAAAAGAUAAGCCGACGAAUGUAAGCGCCAUCGAUCACGGUACAAGCACGAACGUUUCAUCCGAGCUU